Ascoidea rubescens DSM 1968 is the source of this 1690-nucleotide messenger RNA. RefSeq names its product glycoside hydrolase family 76 protein. The transcript has a single exon. Gene Ontology annotation, molecular function: mannan endo-1,6-alpha-mannosidase activity. Gene Ontology annotation, biological process: fungal-type cell wall biogenesis; budding cell bud growth; carbohydrate catabolic process. Bases 42 to 1400 code for a protein of 452 amino acids. The record is from RefSeq and is a predicted model, not a curated record. Lineage: Eukaryota; Fungi; Ascomycota; Saccharomycetes; Ascoideales; Ascoideaceae.
CUGGCUGGUCUUCAAUUGCACUCUUUCGCUACACCACCAACAUGAUAAUACUAUCGCUUAUUGCUUUUCUUCUGCUACUCUUCCGCUCAAUUAGCUGCAUUGAACUAGAUAUCACUUCCAGAGAGUCUAUCUGCAAUGCUGCCGGAUUGAUUCAAGACGAGUUGCUAGAAUACUACAUGGGCACUCGAUAUGGAGGAACUGUUGGAAUGUUUCAGGAUCCUUAUUACUGGUGGCAAGCCGGUGAGGCCUUUGGUGGGCUAAUUGAUAUGUGGUAUUUCUGCGAAAAUAAUACCUAUGAAGAACUCAUAUACGAUGCCUUGAUGCACCAAAGAGGUGACAACAAUGAUUAUAUUCCUGCCAACCAGUCGUUGACUGAAGGUAACGAUGACCAAGGGUUUUGGGGCUUUGCAGUUCUUGAAGCUGUUGAGAAAAAUUUCACAAAUCCUCCUGAGGACGAGCCAGGCUGGUUGGCCUUAACUCAAGCUAUCUUCAACACAAUGGAAGCAAGAUGGGACACCGAAUAUUGCAAUGGCGGUCUUAGAUGGCAGAUUUUCACCUGGAAUAAUGGUUACAAUUAUAAAAACACCAUCUCCAAUGGCUGUUUAUUCAAUAUAGCUGCAAGAUUGGCCAGAUAUACUAAAAACGAAACCUAUGUUGAAGUUGCUGAAAGAGUCUUUGACUGGUUAAUUGAAGUAGAAUUCAUCAACAUUACUGGCACUGAUUACUACAUCAACGAUGGUGGUACCGUUGAGCAUAAUUGUACAGACUUUACCAUUUUUGAGUGGACUUAUAACUUUGCUGUGUUUAUCUCUGGCUGUGCUUACCUCUAUAAUUUCACUGAAGAUCAAAAAUGGCUAACUCAUUUAGAUGGAUUAAUUGAAAGUGCCACAGUGAAUUUUUUCUCGAAUAAUAUCAUGUACGAAGCAGCGUGUCAACCAUCUGGUUCAUGUAACACUGACCAAAGAUCUUUCAAAUCUGUAUUUUCAAGAAUGUUAUCUCAUGCCAGUAUCUUAGCACCUACAACCUAUGAUGCUAUCCGACCAUUAAUCGAAAGUUCGGCUGCCGGUGCAGCUUUAUCAUGUACUGGUGGAACAAGUGGCCAUAGUUGUGGAACCAACUGGUUGAUUGGUUCUAACGAUGGUAAUUUUGGAUUGGGUGAACAAAUGUGUGCGCUAGAGAUUAUUAUCAAUUUAUUAGCACCAUCAAUGGACCAACCAUUAACAAAUGUGACAGGUGGAACAUCAAGGGGAGAUUCAUCUGCUGGGUUAUCCACCAUUUCAGAUAAGUAUUUUGCUCAAAACGAUUUGGUUAUUACGGCGGGUGAUAAAGCAGGUGCAGGGGUAUUAACUGCGGUUAGUUUAGGAUCUCUUUUAGCUAUUGGUAUCUGGAUGAUACUUUGAACGAAUAAGUGGAUGAAUUCAUAACUUAUAUUGUACCAUUUAAAUUUCAAUUUCAAUUUCAAUUUCAAUUUCAUUUUUCAUUUUUCUCAUUAUUACUAUUUGAAUUGUACUGGUUUUACUUGUUUUUAUUUAAUUUUUAUUUUUUUUUUGACUUGUUAUUACUAUUAUCUUUAUUGAGUUUAAUAUUAUAUUGUUUACAUAAAAAGAAAACAAACUAAAAAAAGAAAAUAAAAGAUACAAUAUAGAAUAAGGAAUAUAGGGGAUAAGAAAUAAAAUAACGUAAAGUAGAG